Amborella trichopoda is the source of this 1030-nucleotide messenger RNA. RefSeq names its product PLAT domain-containing protein 3. Lineage: Eukaryota; Viridiplantae; Streptophyta; Magnoliopsida; Amborellales; Amborellaceae. The record is from RefSeq and is a predicted model, not a curated record. Gene Ontology annotation, molecular function: protein binding.
GAUCCGAAAGAAGCAAAAACCCAAAGCAAACUCGAAACAAUCCAAAUUUGACCGAAACAGCCCAAAACUGUCCAAAUUUGACAGAAGCGGUAGUACCAAACUUCACUUCUUUUCGAUUUAUGCUUAAGAUUCGACCUAAGGGUAGCGAAUUUGAUAACAUUGCUCAUCGAGAGAUAAAAUAGUGAGGUACAUUGACCAUCUCUCUCUCAAAGGGUGCAUUGACCAUCUCUCUCUGUCUUGGUUAGUUAAUAGUAGAGAAGGGUGGCAUUUGUUUUCAGCAUCGAUUGGUGGUGUGAAUGUGAUAGAUAGCGAUGGCCAUUGCUCGUCUCCUUUUCGCCGCGCUCCUCCUCAUUGCCACUGCCCAAGCUGCUUCUAGAAACUGCGUAUAUACGGUGUAUGUACGGACGGGGUCCAUCAUCAAGUCUGGUACCGAUGCGAAGAUCAGCCUAACGAUCGGGGAUUCCUUUUCUGAAGUCCAUGUAGAUGACCUAGAAUCAUGGGGCCUCAUGGGGCCAGAUCACGACUACUAUGAACGUGGGGCCCUCGACAUAUUCAGCGGGCGGGGCCGGUGCUUGGCCGAAGCCCCUUGUAGAAUGAAUCUGACUUCUGAUGCUAGUGGGGAGCACCAUGGGUGGCUUUGUGAGUAUGUCGAGGUCACUGCCACUGGGCCCCAUGCGCAGUGCUCCCAGACCCUCUUCGAGGUGCAUCAGUGGCUCGCGCUUGAUGCACCACCUUUCGAGCUCUCAGCCUUGCUUGACGGGUGUGGUGCACCAUUAGGUGACCGCAGCGGCCGGCAUAGAGUCAUCAAGAAUGGAUUAGCAGCAGCUAUUUGAUCUCUAUUCCAUCCCUCUCUCCCUCUCUGGUUGUGUGGUUAGUGUGAUGAGUAAUGGUUUGAAUUUUGGUUUAAUGGUCCCUCUGCAUUUUGGAUCCCUUAAAAGAGUGACUGAAAUUGUUUAAAAGGGUGUCUAAAAUUGUUGUGGUAUUAUAUGGUCAAGAGGAGAUGCUUCUUGAUAUAUGAUGUCUCUUUUCU